This is a messenger RNA of Agrilus planipennis (emerald ash borer), 483 nucleotides long. Its product is annotated as cuticle protein 21-like. The transcript is spliced from 2 exons. The annotation marks the transcript as partial. Lineage: Eukaryota; Metazoa; Arthropoda; Insecta; Coleoptera; Buprestidae. Gene Ontology annotation, cellular component: extracellular matrix. The record is from RefSeq and is a predicted model, not a curated record.
UUUCAGGUAUUUAGUAUUCUUCUCGCCACGUGUUACGCAAAUAACGAACCGGAAAGUUAUUCUUUUUAUCGAUUUAGUGGACCAGUAAGUGGUAAAGUUCAGGAAAUCCAAGUACCAUCACAGUACAAAGGAGUAGCGGUAGACUAUGUGGCAAAACCCGAUUACUCCUACAACUAUGAAGUUCAAGAUCCAGCGAUAGGGAAUCAACAAAAACGAAAAGAGUCACGAGAUGGAGACGCUGUACAGGGCGAAUAUAGUUUCCUACAAGCCGAUGGCGUAACUAGAGUUGUCCGAUAUGUUGCCGAUCCUGUAAAUGGUUUCAAAGCUACCGUUGAAUAUGUUUAAUAACUCGUUAAAGACUUGUUAGAUCUCAAAAAUAGUACUGAUUCUAAUUUGUGAUAAUCACUCAAAUCAUACGUUUUCAAUGUUCACAACGUUUUAAGCUUUUUACUUGUUUUAAAAUUUAGUGAAUCAUAAUGAAAA